This is a messenger RNA of Camelina sativa (false flax), 1017 nucleotides long. The record is from RefSeq and is a predicted model, not a curated record. Lineage: Eukaryota; Viridiplantae; Streptophyta; Magnoliopsida; Brassicales; Brassicaceae.
CAUUACACUUCACUUCUCCUCAAAAAAUGUCUGCCCCCUCCUCUACAUUGGUGCCUCCGCUGAUGAUAAGAGAGGAAGAAGAGCCGAGAAACUGGGCGGAGCUUCCGUCGGAUUUGAUGUCUUCAAUCCUGCUUCGACUUGGUGCAGUUGAGAUACUUGAAAACGCUCAGAAGGUGUGCACAUCAUGGCGACGCAUCUGUAAAGACCCUACUAUGUGGCAAAAAAUCGACAUGCGAGACCUGGGGAACCGCAGAGUGGGCGACUUGGAUUUCGAAAUCUUGUGCCGUCACGCUGUUGAUCUCAGCCAGGGCGGCUUGCUGGAGAUCCACCUUGAUGUUUUCGCGACCAAUGAACUCAUCAGCUACGUACAUCGCCGAAAGAUCAAGGAAUCUGAUAAGUUUUGGACUUCAAAGGAUGACGAACGAAGGACUUGUGAACGCAAUCGCAAAAAUUCCAUUCCUUGAAACCCUCGAGGUUUCACACUCAACGUUAAGACUGGAUUCAAAAGCUAUAGGCCGUGCUUGCCCACAUCUAAAGACAUUGAAGCUAAACUCCUCAGGAUGGUCAGGCUACAUAUUGUUUCGCACCAUACAUGAUGAUGAUGAUUAUCACCUAGCAAUCGCUGAAAGCAUGAAAGUGUUUCGACAUCGACCGUGUCAGCAUUCUUAAGAAGCAAUGUUUGGAGAGGAUCAAAGAGUUCAGACGCCCGGACAACUCAACUGGUGGUAUCACUUUUGUCAAUUCUGAUUCUGACUCAGAUCAUGAAGGUCUACUACAACUGAGCAGGUACCGGGGAUUAUAUUGGGACUAGGUAUUAAACCUCUCUUAAAACAAUUUGCUUUUGUUGGUCUUGUCAACUUAUGAAGUCGUUCAUGUCUCCUAGCUCUUUUCUCUAUGUUGGUAUUUCAUAGUUUCAAAGACCUUAUUUCCUUUAAACUUUUAAUUAAGCUUUGAGUCCGUGACUGACUGACUGUAAGUUGCGAUAACGAUUGGAUGGUUUUUUCUUAAGUGGGUACA